CUCCCGACGAUCGUGUUACCCCACGGCGGCCCGCACGCCAACUGCCCGGCGGCGUACGUAACCUCGGUCGCGUAUCUCGCGUCCUUGGGGUACGCGGUGUGCUACUGCAACUACCGGGGGAGCACCGGGUACGGGGACGCGCCGUUGCAGAGCUUGGUCGGGGGCGCCGCCGGGCGCGCGGACGUGGACGACUGCGUCGCCGUCGCCGAACGCGCCGUGGCGGACGGCGUCGCGGAUCCCAAGCGACUGUGCGCCGUGGGCGGGAGCCACGGAGGGUUCCUCGCCGCGCAUCUCGUGGGCCAGCGACCGGACGUGUUCCGAUGCGCGGUGCUUCGCAACCCGGUGACGGACAUCGCGGCGAUGGUGCCUUUGACGGACAUCCCCGACUGGUGCUUCGUGGAGACCUUGGGGAGGGAGGCGUACAGCGAUUUGCCCUCGACGGAGGCGCUUAUCGCGAUGCGAGAGGCAUCCCCGGUGCGAUACGUCAACGAAGUGGCCAAGCACGAUCGGCCGGUUUUGAUGUUACUCGGCGGGGUGGAUCUGCGGGUACCGCCCACGAACGGCUUGCGGUACGCGGCGGCGCUGAGGGAGGCGGGCGGGAGGUGCGAGGUGCGGAUGUUCCCCGAGGAUUCGCACGGUCUGCUGAACCCCCGGACGGAGUUCGAGUCGUUCGUCACCGUCGCGGGCUUCCUGA
Micromonas commoda is the source of this 694-nucleotide messenger RNA. RefSeq lists its product with no specific name. The record is from RefSeq and is a predicted model, not a curated record. The transcript has a single exon. The annotation marks the transcript as partial. Gene Ontology annotation, molecular function: serine-type endopeptidase activity. NCBI's taxonomy places the organism in Eukaryota, Viridiplantae, Chlorophyta, Mamiellophyceae, Mamiellales, Mamiellaceae. Gene Ontology annotation, biological process: proteolysis.